This is a messenger RNA of Acanthaster planci (crown-of-thorns starfish), 5039 nucleotides long. Its product is annotated as dystrobrevin beta-like. Gene Ontology annotation, molecular function: zinc ion binding. NCBI's taxonomy places the organism in Eukaryota, Metazoa, Echinodermata, Asteroidea, Valvatida, Acanthasteridae. Gene Ontology annotation, cellular component: synapse; plasma membrane. Gene Ontology annotation, biological process: synaptic signaling. The record is from RefSeq and is a predicted model, not a curated record.
AAAGAGGGCGUUGUAUGUAAAUCGCCACUCGUAAAUCUUAAGCUUUGGUGCGGGAAAUUAUUAUGCGCAGAAUUUGAUUCGGCACUGUGAUAGUUUCCGGACAUAUUUGCCCAAGGAAAUCGACGUGCUUCUCAGAGGAAUUUGCGGAGACGAACGGAGCCAUGCCGGAGGUCACCGAGUCACUGAGAGGGGCUGCUGGGACUCAUGGGGCUCCACCUGCCUUGGACGAGAGCGCAUCACUACAGGCAUUGGACGAGGCGACAGCACAACACAAGGCCAUGGCGGACAGGAGACAACUCAUCACUGAAAUGAGGAGUCAGAACUUCGAUGUGAUCCGUUUUGCGACCUACAGGGCCAGCUGUAAGCUGCGUUUCAUUCAGCGAAGAUGCAAUCUGCACCUGGUGGACAUCUGGAACAUGAUCGAGGCCUUCCGGGAGAACGGACUGAAUACGCUAAGCGCCGUGGAUGAGCUAAGCGUCAACCGGGUGGAAACGGUCCUGACCAGCAUCUACUACCAGCUCAACAAGCGCCUCCCGUCCACCCACCAGAUCAACGUGGACCAGUCCAUCACACUGCUGUCAAACUUUAUUCAGAUGGCAUUUGACGACGGAGCUACUGGGAAGAUCACCGUUUUUGCACUGAAAGUUGCCCUGUCGACACUCUGCGCUGGAAAGAUCAUGGACAAACUCAGAUAUAUAUUUUCACAGUUGUCCGACAGCAACGGCGUGCUGAUCCACUCCAAGUUUGACGAGUACCUGAAGCUGGUGCUGCAGCUGCCCACAGCGGUCUUUGAAGGGCCCUCGUUUGGCUACAGCGAGACAGCCUCCCAGUCUGUCUUCGGACAAGGGCCGAACGCCAACCGUCGAGUGACGCUGAACGACUUUCUAGACACCCUUCUGGCCGACCCCGGGCCCCCCUGCCUGAUGUGGUUUCCACUCAUGCACCGCAUGUGCAAUGUCGAGAACGUAUUUCACCCUGUGGAGUGCAGCAAUUGUAAGUCAGAGUCCAUGAUGGGGUACCGCUACAAGUGUAACCGUUGCUCCAACUACCAGCUGUGCCAGAACUGCUUCUGGAGGGGCUACACAUCCGGCAGCCACACCGCCGACCACGAGAUGAAGGAGUAUUCGUCCUGGAAAUCCCCCGCCAAGAAAGUGGGCAAGGCCCUGAAGAAGCCGUUUCGGUCACCCUCCAAGCAGCAGCGCCUACCUCACUACCCUGACGAGCCUGAACGACCGCUGGACCUCUCACACAUUGUGCCUGCCACCCCAGUAACGGUACUGACCUAUGAUAGUCCUGACAAUGCUAGAAUCUUGCGCACCGACGACGAUCUCAAAAGUCUGGACAAUUCCCGACUGGAUGAUGAGCAUAGACUGAUUGCACGUUAUGCCGCCAGGCUGGCUGCAGCCUCCAACAACCCACCAACCAUGAGUGAAAUCUCGGCUGAUCUUGACGCCAAUAAGGAGCAGCGAGCGCUCAUCGCACAACUUGAGGCCAAAAAUAGGGAAAUUACGGAGAUCCAACGCCUCCGUCAGGAACACGAUGAGGCUGUGCGCUCCCAGCCCCAGCGCAACCCAACCCUGCUGGCCGAGCUGCGGUUGCUGCGGCAACGCAAGGAUGAGCUAGAGUUGAGGAUGGCAGCACUGCAGGAGAGCCGUCGUGAGCUGAUGGUCCAGCUGGAAGGCUUGAUGAAGCUGCUCAAGAGUCAUGGUUCGCCGCGCUCUAGCCCCAACCACACCUCCAAGAAUAACAACGCCUCAACAACCACCCCUACCCAUUCUGCGGCCAUCCCUGGUGACAUCGCGACAUCCCGCAACGGCAAGCCAGCUGGCGGCGAGGGCUCCCGGAACCUGCGGAGUGACUUGCUAGUGGCAGCAGACUCUGUGACCAGCGCCAUGUCCUCGCUAGUACGGGAGCUAAACUCAGAGGCUGAUGACGAUGACGAUGACGACGAUGAUUUUGUGUCUGAGGGGGGCACCAUCAAGAGUCCAGACACGCCCAGUAAAGACAGCAAAGCCAACACUCGGGAUGUACCAUUGAGUCGCAGGGUGGGUCAGCGCUCAGGGCCAACCGGCGACAAGGGCAACAAGAUGUCGGAGCAGGAUUUUAUCGCCGAGCUGACGGCACGGAAGGAGGGUCGGCCCAGGGAGCAUGCGCGGCCUCCCUCGGGGCUAGACGUCUCUGGUCAGAGUCAGACAGAUGAUGACAGUUACAUCGCAACGGAUGACGCCGAGUCCUACGUCCGCACGGACGAUGACAGCUACAUGAGGACAGACGAUGAGUUACAGGGUCGAGUCACUGACGACGAACUCAAAGAAGCCAAGGAAUUGUAUCGCCGUCACACGGAUGACGAAAGUUUCAAUCGCACCACCACAGACGACGAAAGUUACAUCCGUACCGACGACGACGAACCGCGAAACCCCCUGUGGGAGGACAACACGCGUCGAUGGAUCAAUCGGUGAUCAGCAAUCAAUAGCCAAUAUCCAUUAGCUAGUAAUCAAUAGCCAAUGUAUUAAUCAGCAUUAUUGUCCAGCAGUGGUAGAGCUAAGGUUAAAACAAUUGCAGCCAGUGAUUUCUGCAGGGCACCAGUCUUUGGUCGGGGAAGUUGUAAACGUCAGGCAUUAUUUGCUUGGGCAUUGUUUGUGCUCAGCAACAGAAAUGUACCUUUUCUGUGUACAGUUCCUUCCCUCUCGUGACAAGCGGAAUGUAGAUACCAGUGGUGCCCACACAAGUGACGCUACAGAUUUGGCAAAUAACCAGUGUGCAGUCCAUGUCGGAAGCACGUUAGUACGUGUGCCGUGCGUUACGUCAAGGGGUAUGGUUUCUGAAUAAGAUCUCUUGUUUACAAAUGGAGCCCAUAAUAAGGCCUUCGUGUGUAUUUUCUGUCAUCAAAAGAGAGCUGUUCCCUUUGAUGAAUGACCGAAUGAAACGGACCGUUACAAGUUUGACCGAGUACAAGUUUCAAAGUUUUCUAACCAACAAGCAGUGAAUUGCAUCUUUGUGUCUGCCCCUCUUGAAUUGCCUUGUUCCUGGCACUAGUGGCUUGCCUUCUGAGGGCGGUGUGGAGAUUUUCUUACAGGAGCUGUCCUAUCCUGUCGGUACACGUAGAUCUUCUGCCUGAUUCUUCUUGGAAAGUCCCCAAACUGUUGCAGCUUGUUUAAAGCAGAAGAAUACACUCAGGAAACACAACCUUAGGCCUUCCACUGCUGUGGUGAAAUGUUUAUUUAAAACCAUAUACACGUAUACUUGUAAUAUAGUAGUAACGUCAGUGUAUACGGCUUGGAAGCAUUUAAGGCAGAGGGUUUUUUCUGUUUGAGGUCACCUCUUCCUGUUUUCAUUUUUCAUCACUUUUUACCUGGCAAUCAAUCUGUCCGUUAACAAUCACUGCCUAAUUGAUGAGUCUGUGUUGAUAGCCAUUAAUCGUCGUACUGAAUGUGAAAAGCUUAUCGUUGUAAGUUAUUUGAAAGAGUCAUUUUUGAGCUACUUUGAAAUGCUGCCAAUCAUUGCAUGGGUGUCGAUCUGUGCAAUUUGGAGUUGAUUUUAAACAGUAGCAAAAUUACCAGCCUCUCGUAUUUAGAAACGGCAGCUGUUGGCUGAGGUAGAGAGUUUUGUACUUUGGCUUUGCCUUGGUAGUGUUUAUUCAUGAAACGGUAGUUGGUAGACCCAAGUCAAUUCACCUAUGGGCACUUUUGUUGGCAGAGGUUUGGUGGUUGCGCCAUUCAGACUGCGAUGAGUUUCAGCGUGGGUAUUCACCAGUCACAAAACUCAACCUGUGUGUUUGUAGCAACACCAGAUUCAGGAUUUCGUUUUCCCUCUGACAAGUGCUUAUUUACAGAAAACCAGGCUGGUCUCUGCUCGCGAUUGAUUUGGGGUAGGCGAAGUACAAAGACAGCCAGCUGGUUACAACUUCUUGUCUGCUUGAAAAUCUUGUUGAAAGUGCACGCAUCUCACAUAAGGAUCGGCACAGAUUAGCUGUCACUGAAGCAUUGCGUUGCUUCUUACCUGCAGAUGUAUACAUGUGUUGGUUGUUCCCCACUUGGUGUUUGCCGAAGGUGGACUGUACAAGAAAGUACAUGUAGUAUGACAUUGGGAUUUGUUAGAAAUGAAACUAGGGGCAUCAAGUUUUCUCUUUUAUCCUUUCAAAAAUCCCUUUUUCCAAAGUCAUUUUGAAGCAUUCUUAACUUAUGUUUUAAAGCACAGUCUCUUUUAUUGUUUUACCUUGUAAAAUGAAGUGUAAGUAUGGACAGAAAUUAGCCUUAUUUUACCCCCUACUCAUAAUUCUCAUGUUUUAUAAGAAAUUUCUCCCUUUUUUCCUGUUCAUUCCGAGCCUGACACUCAGUACGUGAAUUGGUCUGAGCUACUGAUUUCCUCUCCCUCAUUUGGACGGGGCAGUAUAUGAAUACCGAAGAAAGGGGGUUAGCGCUGUAACCUGUCAGGUAACUAAUCAGACCUAAAAUAAAUGGGUUUUUGUGCCAGAAACUUAUUACUGAUCCAAUAAUGUGUCAAGUUUGGAAGGCAAUGUGUGCAGGGGAUUACAGUAUUCUUGCCAUGAGCUUAAGUUUCAUCAAGUAGCUUGAAGUACUCUCCUACAAAGCCUACUGUCAACAUUCUCGGACAUACAGCAAAUCACUCACACAUGUGGAAAUUUCUCACCAAUUUCUCCUUUGCGUAGACCCCUACAGCUUUCACAGGUAUCACUUUAUUUCUGGUUGCAGUCUCCAGAUUAUCACACAUUUACAUAGAGAUACAUACUUUGAAUAACCACAUGUGUCUUAAAACAAAAGCUAAGGAAACUAAGCACCUACUCGAAGAAUUAUGCAUACAGCUUUUCGUUUUAAGCAUAUUGAUGUUUACUCGACCGCGCAGAUUAAUUUACAGGGAAAUAAGUUGUUCAGAUUUCACCCUGAACAGAAGAUGCUUUCAUUUUAAAGACACUAGCCCUAUAAUGCAUGUAGUGCUGGAUUGAAACAUUCAUAAGACCACAGACUUUCACGGCUUGACUGCUGGGAAGCAGCGAUGCAAUGUUUCAUCCACCCCCCCCC